CAUUAACAGCACAGGCAAAAUUGAACUUGGCCCACCAAAUGCUGGGAUCUUAUUCCCUCCGUGGAAGCUUGAAAGUUUGAGUUUCUUGCAAAAAGCUACAUCAAAACCACAUCUAGGCUGGAACAGCGGCUUGAUAGCGACCAUUCCUUCCAUUUUCUAUAAAAUCUUCGAUGGAACGUUGAAAUUCCAAAAAUUUGAACCAUUACAGUGGCCGCUCACUAUAUUUUCAUUAAAGGGAUCUAAUUUACGAAAUUAUAUUAAUAGAUGCGAUGAAAAAGUAUUUUCGCCACAGAUUGGCUGGUGGUUGUGGUAUUCCAAAGGUUACCUUGACGGUAUGUUGGAAAAUUGGUUACAUCUUCAAGAAAAAGCCUUAAAACUCCGAGAUGUUGACGAAAACUUUUGGAGCAUGGCUGUUUCCCAGGUUCCUUACGUUAGUUUCAUAGAGUCUCGCUGGGAUGGAUGGAUAUCAGCUUUGUUUCCAUAUAAUUCCUCAAAAUGUAAAUUAACGGAUAAUUCUAUUUUUCCUACCCAUAUACCUUCUGGAUUGUUGAAUGUUCCAUUUGAAUUGGAUAUGGGGAAGCGUUUCAGAUUGAGCAUCGUUGCGGGUUUUUUUGGUGCUAGACAGGAAAAGAUUGACGAAGUACAUGUUGUUUCACCUGUAAUUUGCUGGUAUGUUGUUUGA
Funneliformis caledonium is the source of this 682-nucleotide messenger RNA. NCBI's taxonomy places the organism in Eukaryota, Fungi, Glomeromycota, Glomeromycetes, Glomerales, Glomeraceae. The record is from the annotation of a GenBank genome assembly.